Messenger RNA from Colletotrichum gloeosporioides, 1629 nucleotides. RefSeq lists its product as uncharacterized. Gene Ontology annotation, molecular function: hydrolase activity, acting on carbon-nitrogen (but not peptide) bonds. Bases 1 to 1629 code for a protein of 542 amino acids. Lineage: Eukaryota; Fungi; Ascomycota; Sordariomycetes; Glomerellales; Glomerellaceae. The record is from RefSeq and is a predicted model, not a curated record. The transcript has a single exon.
AUGGUUGCAGGUACCGUCCUCAUCAAUGGCCGUAUUCUAGCCAAAGGUGGAACUGGCCUUGAAGCCCAGCCCACUUUCGCGGAUAGUAUGCUUAUCCAAGAUGGUAAAGUCGUCGCUAUCGGCCCUCAAAGUGAGGUCCUACCGAAAGACACCACGGGGUUUGAGGUCCGAAAUCUGCAGCAGCGUACGGUGCUUCCUGGGUUCAUUGAUGGACAUAUGCACCUCCUGCUAUUGGGCCAGUCCCUACGGAAACUCGACCUGGUUCAUUGCAAAACAAUAGACGACAUCCGAUCAACUAUCAAAGCUUAUGCGGCAGCUAAUCCGAACGUGCCAACAAUUCUCUGCAAGAACUGGAUGCACUCCAUGACGCCGGGCGGGGUGAGCGCUGCGCUGCUGGACGAUAUUGACCCGCGACCCAUUUUCAUCGAUGCGAGCUCCCAGCACUCUUGCUGGUGCAACUCUGCGGCGCUGGAGAAAUUGGGAGCGGCUGAGAUGGCGGAUCCCCCUGGCGGAAGCAUUCAUCGAGAUGCAAAGGGCAGGCCUACCGGAGUACUCGACGAGGGUGCGAUGAUGUCUGUCAUUUGGCCGUUCCAAGCCGCAUCAGCCCCGAAACGUGAACGCAUUGAAGCAAUCAGGGCAGCCAUCAAAGAGUAUAACGCCGCUGGCUACACCGGAGUUGUUGAGAUGGCCAUGGAUGAAGAGGCGUGGGAUGCACUCGUCACCUUGAAGAAUGAAGAGCCCGAUCUUUCUAUUCGCGUUGCGUCUUACUGGUUGAUAAAGCCAACCGCAGACACCGAAGCUAACUCAAAGCAAGUUCAACGUGCUAUUGAGUUGAGUAAGAUAUUCAACUCCAGCAACGACCCAGACCUCCGCAUCGUCGGCGUGAAGGUUAUUUGCGACGGUAUAAUCGACGCGUGCACAGCGUAUCUCUCAGAACCAUACGCGCCAGCGGGCCUUCCACCGCCAAUCUGGGAGCCGGAACAUGUGGAGGCUGUCGUCAAAGAGGCAGACGCUGGAGGACUCCAAGUCGCACUGCACGCGAUCGGCGACGCAGCCAUCAGAAUGGCCAUUGAUGCGAUUGAGAAGAAUGGCACCCCAGGACGGCGGCAUCGGAUCGAGCAUUUGGAACUUGCAUCACCAGAAGACGCUCAACGGCUGGGCAAGUUGGGCUUAACGGCGUCCAUUCACCCGGUGCACGCCGACCCUUCAAUUUUGACGGAGUGGCCGAGGCUUCUGGGAAAAGACCGCUGUAAACGGGCCUUUGCAUACCGAGAAUUCGCUGACGCGGGCGCUUUGAUGGCGAUUGGCAGCGAUAGUCCUACAUCACCGUGGGCUCCGAUGCAAAAUCUCUAUGUUGCAUCUACCAGACGCUCCUCGCGGGAUCCGAGCUAUCCCAAGGUGAUUAAUGAGCACUUCAAGCUGGGGUUGUGCGAAUCAGUGGUUGCUGCGACUUGGGGCGCUGCUUGUAGCGUGUUUGCAGAGGAGCGAGUUGGCAGCUUGGCUGUGGGUAAGCUGGCGGACUUCAUUGUCGUGGACAUGGUGUGGGAUGCCGCUCGCCUGUUGAAUGCGAAAGUUGAAGAGACUUGGUUUGGAGGAAACCAAGUGUGGGAUUGUAAGAAUGAAAGUUGA